Messenger RNA from Triplophysa rosa, 3984 nucleotides. RefSeq names its product VPS39 subunit of HOPS complex (gene vps39). The transcript has 24 exons. The record is from RefSeq and is a predicted model, not a curated record. Gene Ontology annotation, molecular function: protein binding. Gene Ontology annotation, cellular component: cytoplasm; membrane. Bases 473 to 3100 code for a protein of 875 amino acids. Lineage: Eukaryota; Metazoa; Chordata; Actinopteri; Cypriniformes; Nemacheilidae. Gene Ontology annotation, biological process: endosomal vesicle fusion; intracellular protein transport; vesicle-mediated transport.
CGUGAUCGUCACGUGCUUGACACAGCAGCUCCAGGAAGCUCGCGCGUUUCACUGUCACGCGCUGAAUCUGUCAGAAAUCGCUUGGAAUUCACCAACAGAUCAACGCUUCAAUCCGGUGUACACCACAUCACAACAAUGGGUUGAGAUAUGCUUGAACUCCAUGUUUUGGGCGGGUUUGCAGAGCGAAACAUGGAAGCUAACUAGCAUCGCUCCUAUGACAAGCGGAAAACAACAGAUUUGAGGGAUUUUUUCUUUCUCAUUAUUAGACGUUUAGAGCACAGAACGAUGUGACGGGGUGAUUCCGGGACAGUUUACCUCAGUCAGACCAAAAUGCUCUAUAAAAGCGGAACUGGAUAGAUAGGACUGCUCUUGACUGGAAUUGCUAACUUCUGACUGUUUAUUGUUUUCUCAGUGAUUUAAUGUUAAUGUCACUAUAGUUUGGGUGUGUUCUACACUAAAUAAAGUCUUCAGUAUGCAUGACGCCUAUGAGCCGGUUCCUAUUCUGGAGAAAUUACCUCUUCAGAUCGAAUGUCUGGCGGCCUGGGAUGAUUGGCUCCUUGUUGGGACCAAACCGGGUCACCUCCUGCUUUACAGGAUCACGAAAGAUGCAGGUACAAAUAGAUUUGAAGUUACCUUGGAGAAAUCCAAUAAGAACUUCUCAAAGAAGAUUCAGCAGCUGUUUGUGGUGUCCCAGUACAAGAUUUUGGUUAGUCUCUUGGAAAAUAACAUCCACGUUCACGACCUGCUCACGUUCCAGCAGAUCACAGUGGUGUCCAAAGCCAAAGGGGCCACACUUUUUGCCUGUGACUUGCAGCAGUCCAGCUCAGGUGAGGCCAAACUGAGAAUGUGUGUGGCAGUCAAGAGGAAAAUCCAGCUGUAUUACUGGAAGGACAGAGAUUUUCAUGAAUUACAGGGAGAUGUUGCCGCUCCAGAUAUUCCUAAAUCCAUGGCUUGGUGUGAAAACUCAAUAUGUGUGGGUUUCAAACGAGACUACUAUCUCAUUCGGAUGGAUGGCCGUGGCACUGUAAAGGAGCUCUUUCCCACAGGGAAACAGCUGGAACCAUUGGUCGCCCCACUGGCUGAUGGGAAGGUGGCAGUGGGUCAGGAUGACCUCACGGUGGUCCUGAAUGAAGAAGGGGUCUGCACUCAGAAAUGUGCCCUCAACUGGACAGACAUUCCUGUUGCAAUGGAGCACCAGCCACCGUACAUCAUCGCGGUCCUGCCGCGGUACGUGGAGAUCCGCACGCUGGAGCCCAGACUGCUGGUGCAGAGCGUGGAACUGCAGAGACCACGAUUCAUCACUUCAGCCGGGUCAAAUGUUGUGUAUGUGGCAAGCAAUCAUUUUGUUUGGCGUCUGGUGCCAGUGUCUAUAGCCAGCCAGAUCCGACAGCUGUUGCAGGACAAACAGUUUGAGCUGGCGCUUCAGCUGGCGAAAAUGAAGGACGACUCGGAUGCAGACAAGAGACAACAGAUCCAUCACAUUCAGAACCUGUUUGCCUUCAAUCUGUUCUGUCAGAAACGCUUUGAUGACUCAAUGCAGGUGUUUGCAAAGUUAGGCACAGAUCCUACUCAUGUUAUUGGACUGUAUCCAGACCUGCUUCCCACUGACUAUCGUAAACAGUUGCAUUACCCCAAUCCUCUGCCCACACUGUCUGGAGCUGAACUGGAGAAAGCUCAUUUGGCUCUCAUAGACUACCUGACACAGAAACGCAGUCAUCUGGUGAAGCAGCUGAACGACUCUGAUCCCUCCACCACAUCUCCUCUCAUGGAGGGAACACCGACCAUCAAGAGCCGCAAGAAACUCCUUCAGAUCAUCGACACCACACUGCUCAAGUGUUACCUCCAUACCAACGUGGCCUUAGUGUCGCCUCUCCUGCGACUGGAGAACAAUCACUGUCACAUAGAGGAGAGCGAGUAUGUGCUGAAGAAAGCCCACAAAUACAGCGAGCUCAUCAUCCUCUAUGAGAAGAAAGGCCUUCAUCAGAAAGCUCUGCAGGUUCUGCUGGAUCAGUCCACUAAAGCCAACUCGCCUCUGAAGGGUCAUGAGAGGACAGUCCAGUAUCUUCAGAGACUCGGUGUUGAGAACCUGGGCAUCAUUUUCGAGUUUUCUCCAUGGGUUUUGAAGAUAUGUCCAGAGGACGGCCUGAAGAUCUUCACGGAGGACCUGACGGAGGUGGAGACUUUACCCAGAGAUAAGGUGCUGAACUUUCUGAAGGAGGGUUUUAAGGAACUGGCCAUCCCGUACCUGGAGCACAUCAUAUACGUAUGGGAGGAGAAACGGGCAGAGUUUCACAACGUUCUGAUUCAGCUCUAUCUGGAGAAGGUGCAGGGUCUCAUGAAAGAGUAUCUGAACUCACUGCCUGAAGGAGUUCCAGCCGUGUCUGCAGGUAAGGAGGACGGGGAGCUCGGGGAGUUUCGCAACAAGCUUCUGUCGUUUCUGGAAAUUUCCAGCAGCUACGAGCCAGAGAGACUCGUCAGCGAUUUCCCGUUUGACGGUCUGCUGGAGGAGAGAGCUCUGCUCUUGGGUCGGAUGGGCAAACACGAGCAGGCUCUCUUCAUCUACGUUCACGUUCUGAAAGACACACACAUGGCUGAAGAGUACUGCCACAGUCAUUAUGACCCUGACACUAUCAGCCAUAAAGAUGUGUAUCUGUCUCUGCUGCGCAUGUAUCUGUCUCCUCCAGACGUGCACUUCUUGGGUCCCAUCAAGAUGGAGCUGUGUGAGCCACAAGCCAAUCUCCAGGCGGCCCUGACAGUUCUUCAGCUUCACCACGGCAAACUCAACACCACCAAAGCCAUAAACCUCCUGCCAGCCAACACACAGAUCAGAGAGAUCCAGGUGUUUCUGGAGAACGUGUUAGAGGAGAAAGCUCGACGGAAGCGCUUUGAUCAGAUCCUGAAGAGUCUCCUGCAGGCCGAGUUUCUGCGAGUUCAGGAGGAGCGAAUCUUUCACCAGCAGGUGAAGUGUGUCAUCACAGAUGAGAAGAUCUGUCGAGUGUGUAAGAAGAAGAUCGGUAACAGUGCCUUUGCCAGGUAUCCCAACGGUGUGGUGGUUCACUACUUCUGCUGUAAAGACCGCAGCACGUGUCCCAGCGAAUAGGACGGCCCGGAGAUGCUCGACACGUCGCAGCUGAAGGCAGACACCUCACGUCUGCAUAAAGAUACCAGACUCUGAAGCUCUGGAAAUGAAGGUCUGGAUGUCUUUUCUCUCUAGAAAUGACAAAGGCACAUCUGUCUGAUAAAAAAUAUGUAGGAAUUCCUAUUAUUCCUAAUAGUGUAGGAAACUAAAUUCAGAUUGUGAAACUGUUACUACACAACACAAACUUAAGAACAGCUUAUCUUCUCUUCUGUACUCACAGAGAAGCUUUUCAUCCAACACAACGCUUUGUCCGAUGCCUUCAGAGGGUCGGGGGUUUGUAAGCACCCUGUGCUUUCACAUGACUGUUAUUUUACGCUGGGCUUGUAGGCGCUGUAACUUUCUCCUUGAUAAAACUCUUAAUGUGUCUCUGCUACAAAAAGAGUCAGCACAGACACACAGCACGGCCAUCUGAUGGAGGAAUAAAAGCGUUGUCUAGUUUCCAUGAACUCCAACUUUCCUAGUGCGGUACAUUGAAGUUUAAAGAGAAUGUGUUUACAGCCAGAACUGGAUGUGUAGCGCUUUUUAAGCAAUGCCAAACAUGUUGGUUGGUAUUAUGUUUUUUUUCUAGUGUUUUGUAUGAUUUUGGAGAGCAGUAGCAUGACACUUUAGUUUCUUUUGGUUUAAUUUAUUACACACAGUUAAAACGUGUGCUUCGGGUUAUUAAUGUUUCAUCUACGUGUGCGAUCAGUAUUUCACUGGCUUUCUAAGUGUUCUGCAAUACAUCUGUCUAUUUAACACUCUUAUGAGAUGCUCAUCUCUGUGUUUAACUGUAAAUCAUGAGCUAAAGUGUUGUCCAGACCUGAAGAUUGUACAGCUGGAAGUCACUUCUAAUAAAUAUGCAUCUU